AAUCAAAUGUUUGAUGAAUAUACUGAAGCGAGCGCAUGGAAGGAGGAGAAUAAUGAAUAUGAAUAUGGACUACCGGAUGAUACCGAUGAAUCGUCGUGUAAUCAAAAACCGACCAUUGUUUUAGUCGGUCUAAAAAGAAGUGGAAAAACCUCAAUUCGGAAGGUGGUAUUUAGUAAAAUGUCACCAAAUGAAACAUUGUUUGUUGAAAGUACACCUCGUGUUACUAAAGAAACUGCUUCAAAUUCUUUUAUUAAUUUCGAGACCAUCGAAUUUCCUGGUCAAAUGAGCCCUUUCGAUGCAGCCAUGGAUCCUAAUGAGACUUUUAUUCGUUGUGGAGCACUCCUUUUUGUUAUUGAUGCUCAAGAUGAUUAUUCGGAAGCUCUGAAGAGGAUGUGUGAAUAUUUCAGACGGGCAUAUACUAUCAAUAAAAAUAUCAGAUUUGAGGUUUUUAUUCAUAAAGUUGAUGGUCUUAAUGAUGAAUUUAAAUUAGAUACACAACGAGAUAUUUUCCAGCGCGUGCAAGAUGAGCUGGCAGCGCAAGGUUGCGAACACAUCCUCAUAACAUACCACUUAACAUCAAUUUAUGACCAUUCAAUAUUUGAAGCAUUCAGCAAAGGAUCAAACGUGGUUAAAUCAUUUCUGUUUGAUAUAGCUAGCAAAAUCUACGUGGCCACUGACUCAGCUCCUGUUGAUAUGGCAUCAUAUGAAUUAUGCUGCGAUAUGAUUGAUUUAACUAUGGAAAUAUCGGAUAUAUAUGAUAUGUAUUUUGAAUAUGAAGUGGUUGAUAAAGCAAAAAAAUCUUUUGAUUCAAAUUCAUCUUCUGUAAUCCAUUUAAAAACAGAUCAAGUAUUAUUUCUGAAACAGAUAAAUGUAUUUCUAGCUUUAGUCUGUAUUAUUAGAACGGAGAAUUUCGAAAAACAAGGUCUAAUAGAUUAUAAUCUUCAAUGUUUCAAAGAAGUAAGCUAA
Molecule: messenger RNA, 966 nt
Organism: Dracunculus medinensis (Guinea worm)
Lineage: Eukaryota; Metazoa; Nematoda; Chromadorea; Rhabditida; Dracunculidae
Source: the annotation of a GenBank genome assembly